Messenger RNA from Patella vulgata (common limpet), 3225 nucleotides. RefSeq lists its product as uncharacterized. NCBI's taxonomy places the organism in Eukaryota, Metazoa, Mollusca, Gastropoda, Patellidae. The transcript has 7 exons. Bases 519 to 1592 code for a protein of 357 amino acids. The record is from RefSeq and is a predicted model, not a curated record.
UGAAAAUUGUGUAACUGAUACAUCAAAAGUAUUUUUUUAUUUGCACUACAACCCGCCGUAAAUCCAGCAAAGAUAACGAUUUCUACAUGACUUAAUUAGGUCUCACAUGAUGAUAAGAGCAGAAUUUGACCUAAAAAAUUAAACGUAGCAGGACUCGGUUGGCGAGUCUGGACUGGAGUCCUACUCCUAGUCCUACUCCUACCUAGUAAAAAUACUAUUAUUAACUAAGUAUGUAGUAAUGUAGCCUACCGAAACAAAGAAUUAAAAAAAUUGUAAGCUAAAGACACCUACGCACGAGCGAAUUAUUGAAAUUAAAUUGAACCAUGUGUUAGUACCGAAAUGCCCUAGUUUGUGUCGACUGGACAUUAAACCCCAUUUCUCACUCUUUCUCAGAAAUUUGGUUGCUCGAUGUCUCGGAUGACAGAGAUGGUCAGGCAAACUGAGCAAAGGAAGGGCUGAACAAUCGCGACUAGAAUAUUUAUACUUACUUCCCUUGAUAAUUUCUAGCAGACGGAAAAAUGGCUUCGAAGAAGGGUGGCUGUAAUUUGGAUUCCUCGACAAAACACAAAAAAGAGGACACUGAGGAUAUGGAUAGACUUUCUCUUCAACAAAAACUAGAUUUGAUCGAUGAUGAACUUCAUAAAUUACACAUGUUUUGUAUAAAUUCAGGAUACAAUCCCUCUCAAAUCGAACAGUUUGCAGAGCCACUUUCCAAAAAAGUUAAAGAAGCAAACAGAAAGAAAUGGUUAAAAUUUACCAUGAAAAGCUGCUUAUUUCUUUGUACGACGUGGUUUUUAUUCAGCACUGAUUCAGUCAACAAAUUAGUGUGUACCAUUGGAAGAAGGGCAGCUAUUCAGAUUAUGCCAAUUUAUGAUUGGAGUCAAUUAUAUUAUGUUGACUGUCUGUUAGAAAAUCCUUUACAUGAAUCUCAGAUGAAUCCUGUGCUGAAAGAUUGUUAUGCAUGUGAAAAUCAAAAUGAAAUUUCUCGUGUUAAAAAUAUAAAAGAAGAGGAUUUGAUACAGAAAUAUAUUAAGCUAGAUAAACCAGUUAUUGUAGAAGAUGGAUUAUCACAGAAUGAUCACCAGGGAUUUACAGUUGAGUUUCUAGCUAGAAUAUUUGAAAAUAGCAUGUAUGACAGUUGUGAUUUUAAUUGUAAUGUAAAAGUUAGCGGUCACAGAUCUUUUUUGAAACAAGUGGCUGCUCAUGAACAUCCACAGUACUUUGCAUUUUGGAAGAAUUGUUUUGAAGAGUCUGCAAGAGAAUUACGAUACUACUUUAAGAAGCCAUAUUUUUUAUCAUCUGUAGUUGAGGUAGCUGAAACAAGUUGGAUUUACAUUUCAAAGAACUAUACAGCAAAAAUGCCCAAACCAGUUCUAGUUGAUGGUCCAAUGGUCAUAUUAAUGCAGAUGGUGGGCAGUGUAGAUAUUGUUCUAUUUCCUGAUAAAGUCUGCACAGAUGUAUGUCCAGAAUUAAAAGAAACUUUGCAUGGAGGAGAAACAUUAUUGGUAAAUGAUUUUUUGUGGAUGAUUGAUUACUACCCUAAUGGAGAAGGUGAAAGUAUUGGAAUCGGAUUGACUGGAAGUUUUGAUUAAGGCACUGAUUUAAACAAAGAAGACACUAUUAAUGUGAAUUACUAUGUAGAAUUAAAACCAUGUUAACCCAUUUCAUGUGAAUCAUUAUGUAGAACUAAAAUCAUGUUAAUGCAUUUAAUGUGAAUCAUUGUGUAGAACUAAAACCAUGUUAACCUGUUUCAUUUAAAUCAUUUUGUAGAACUAAAAUCAUGUUAAUGCAUUUAAUGUGAAUCAUUGUGUAGAACUAAAACCAUGUUAACCUGUUUCAUUUAAAUUAUUUUGUAGAACUAAAAUCACGUUAACCCAUGUCAUGUGAAUCAUUGUGUAGAACUUAAACCAUGUUAACCCGAUUAAUGUGAAUCUGUGUAGAACUAAAACCAUGUUAAACUGUUUCAUGUGAAUUGUGAACUGUGUAGAACUAAAAACAUGUUAGAAUUUACGUUGAAAGCUUUUUCAAAAUCUGGGGUAACCACUUUACAUCUUAAUUUAAUUACAAAGUGUAUUUGUUUUUAAAGAAUUCCUGUUUUUGAUAAUAUUCUGUCGACUAAAAUAAUCGGAGAUUCUUCUAAUAUUUUCGGACGUUGAAGACGGUUGUUUAAUUUUCGCAUGAUAUGAUUUGAUAAUAACUGACUUUAGACAACUCCAGUUAUAAACUGUAACAACAAAAAAUUAAACCUGGCUUCAUUUGUUGAACCUAAAGAAUGCUCUAACAAUUGAAGUUAUUAUUCGAUCUGUAUGAAAUUGAUAUCAGUGUCAAGAUUGUAAAUUCUUCCAUUACCUACAAAAGAAUAAAUAUGCCACAACCCUUGUCGACUUUAAACCAUUUAGCUUCUGUGGGUGUUUGUUUUGUUGCCUUGUAACCAUAUCGUUUAUUUAAUGUGAAUCUGUGUAGAACUAAAACCAUAUUAACCUGUUUCUUCUGAUUCAUUGUUAACCUGUUUCAUUUUAAAAGUAUACAAAGUAUAUCUUACAAAUUUCUUAAAAGUGUGAAUCAUUUGAAUUCAUAGGCUUUUCUAGUAGCUUUGCUUUUGCCACUAUCAGGAUCAGUCAUGAAAAGCUCAAUUAGUUUAAUCAUAAUGUUUUUACACCCGUGUCAUUUGAUAUUAAUUAAGACCCGGUUUGGGUCUCUAAAGUAUAAUAUCAAAGUUUUAAUUUGGUCUCCUUAGCCGCACAUCCUCACUUGUCUGCGAUAUCACCGGUCGUGAGGGAGAGAGAGAAAUGGGGUUUAACGUCCAGUCGACACAAACUAGGUCAUUUUGGGACAAUAUGGUUCAAUUUUAUUUCAAUAAUUCGCUUUCACGUAGGGGUCUUUAGCAGUGGGAAGAAACUGGAGGGCUCGGAGAAAACCCAGGCGGUUGGACAGGCGACUCUACUCCUUGUCACGCACAACCGCGGAAUCGAAAUCAUGCCAGUUGACUUAAUGACAGAACUUAUUUUACAGCGCACCCCUGUCUAUGUUUUUGAUUUAAAAUUUUAUAAUCUUAUGCCGCCGUCAUCCCAAAAAAGUUUUUAGAAUUAUAUAUUUAAAAUUUUUAUAAACUUGAAAAUUUUUUUAAAAUUUAUCAAGAAAUUUUUGUUCACAAUGUAAUAAAUUGUAUGAAUCCUUGUUUGUUUACCACUUUACAUAUUAUUUAAUAAAUGUUAUUUAUUCUAA